Messenger RNA from Microdochium trichocladiopsis, 3388 nucleotides. RefSeq names its product cation transport protein-domain-containing protein. Gene Ontology annotation, molecular function: high-affinity potassium ion transmembrane transporter activity. Lineage: Eukaryota; Fungi; Ascomycota; Sordariomycetes; Xylariales; Microdochiaceae. The record is from RefSeq and is a predicted model, not a curated record. Gene Ontology annotation, biological process: intracellular potassium ion homeostasis; potassium ion import across plasma membrane. The coding region runs from base 393 to 3059 and encodes 888 amino acids. Gene Ontology annotation, cellular component: plasma membrane. The transcript has a single exon.
CUGCAAGGGGCGCUGUGAGGAUGACGACGAUAAGGGGCCCAGGAGGCAGCCAGCCAGCCAAUUCGUCUGGCCCGUGUGCCGUCCGGACCUCCGCAGGCUCGAGACUGAGGUGCCUCAGCCAGCAAAUGGUCCGGCCUCGCUCCUGGAACAAUUGUCAAGAUGGUGCUGGCGAGCAAUUGAUGCUGACUGGCCGUGGUCUGCCUUUCUUGACCUUUUUUUUUGCCUGUGGCACGUACACAUCAUCACCCACGGCUACCUGCAUCCCCGGCAUUGGCGAUUGAGCGUGUCGACCCAGCAACAUCGACGACGAAGACGACGACGACGCCCAACACCACCACCAACACAAGGAACCACCACAUCCCAACAACUCUGGAGCGACACCGUCAUCGAGUAUGCGCCCGCAGUGGUGGGAGGACUGGUGCGAGGCGCACCCAGACCUCUGCGAGAAUGCCGCCGCGCGGUGGGCCGUCGUCCGGCCGUACCUGCCGCCAGUCAACUUCAUCACGCUGCACUACACCUACUUCAUCGUCACCGCCCUCGUGGGCAGCGGCAUCUUCUACGGCGCGUCGUCCCCGCCCUACAGCAUCGGCUGGUGGGACAGCAUGUUCAUGGUCAUGUCCGCCCUCACCGCGUCCGGCCUCAACACCAUCAACGUCAGCCAGCUCACCACCUUCCAGCAGGCCGAGCUGUGCCUGCUCAUGAUCAUCGGGAGCCAGGUCCUCGUCUCGUACGUCACCAUUGCGUACCGCAAGCACGUCUUUGAGAAGCGCUUCGAGGCCAUCGUCGACGCCGAGAGGGCCAGGCGCAAGAACAGGACGCGCACGCACAAGACGGGCGCGGCAGUCGGCCUGGCGGGCGCCAUGUUUGGGCUGCAGGUCAUGUCGUCGUUUGGUGGCGCAAAGGGCCGCGAGGCUGCGGAGAAGGACGCCACAGUUCUGCAGCAGCAACAACAGCAAAAGAAGCAGGGCCAGCAGGAACCACACGCCACGACGCGACCAGUCUCGAGGAGGCCGGUCUCGUCGCCUGGAGCUCCGCAGCAGUCGCCCGGAAGCCCGACCGCACAACUCGAGAGCCUGGAAAUGCCAUCCAGAAUACGGAGCAGUGAGAGCGUGCCUGUCGGCGGUGAUGAGAGCAAUCACAACACCAGUCCAUUGCAGCAUGGCCACCGGGUCGGGUUUCUAGAGCCGAUUCGCGAAAGAAUCCCAUUAGACGCGAACGGGCAGAGACCACUAUCGGCAGCGACAGGCCACUCGAUCUACAACGUGCACUCCCAUCCCCAGGACGCCUCGUCAAUGAGGCGUCGCCCGCAUUCCGGAGAGACCAAGCUCCCGGUUUCUGGAGGAGUCGAAGAGUUCAAUGUGCAGACGUUCCUCCGCGAGGAGAAGAGCAGCAUCGGACGCAACGGCCAGUUCUUCAACCUCACCGAGGAGAAGCGCGAGUAUCUCGGCGGCGUAGAAUAUCGUGCGCUCAAGUUCUUGUCGUACUUUGUGCUGGCCUACUUCAUCCUGUGGCAGGUCUUUGGCGCGAUCGCGCUCGGCGCCUGGAUGUCUGUUUACGCCGUCGACACGUCGGCCGUCAAUGCCCAGAACCCGUGGUGGGCGGGCAUCUUCCUCGCCAUCUCUGCCUACAACAACGCGGGCUUCACACUGUUGGAUGCCGGGUUCCUGCCAUUUCAGUCUUCGUAUUUCCUGCUUACAAUCGUCGCUGUCUUGUCCUUGGCAGGUCCAGCUGCGUUCCCCGUCUUCAUGCGCCUGCUCAUCUGGAUCAUGUCCAAGCUGAUGGAGACGUUUGCGUGGAACAGGACGGAGGAGUACGGCAUCUGGAAAGAGGGCUUCGAUUUCAUCCUCCGAUUCCCUCGUCGAGUGUACACGAGCUUGUUCCCAUCUCGGGACACGUGGCUGUUCGUUGCGACAUUUGGCGGUUUUGUCAUGGCUGAUUGGUUCCUCAUCCUGAUCCUCAGUAUCGGCAAUCCCAUGAUGGAGGCUAUCCCUUUGGGUCAACGCGUCUUCGACGCCCUGUUCGAAGGCUUCUCAAUCCCUUCUGGAGGUUACGCCAUAUUCCCGCCCGCGAGCAUGUACUCGGACGUGCUGGUUCUCUGGCUCAUCAUUUUCUACACGGCAGCAUAUCCCCACAUCAUCACCAUGCGCAAGACCAAUGUCUACGAGGAGCGCUCCCUGGGUAUCUACGAAGGUGACCACGCAGAGGUGGAGCAACUGCACUCCGCAUCGAGCAGCUUGUUUGACGUCGACGGUGUCAUCCCGAAUGACGACGACCAGCUGGGUCUUCCCACCACCGCAAACAACAAUUGGGAUACGGCGUCUCGCACGCCGUCGACACGAUCCGUGAAGAAAUUAUACGCCGUCGGACGUCGUGGCACAGCCUUUGUCGGGCGCCAACUGCAGCGUCGCAUGACGGGCUUCCAGGGUGUUGGUGUCGCCUCAGUCCCUCGGACCUUCACCGCAGCCACAUCGCCACCAGCGUUACUCUACACGACCAAUACAAACACCACCGGCCCCAAGACAUCCAUCUCCCAGGGUCGCCCAGCAGGCCUGCGCCGCGCAGCGACGAUUGACUUCAAUAACGUGCCCUCCAUUCGCCCGGCGUCAGUACACUCUCUAGACCGCCACGCCCCAACUACGGCACCGCCAAGCCUGGUCAGCCAGCAAGUCCGUGGCCAACUCAGCCAUGACGUUUGGUGGGUCGCGCUCGCGUUGUUCCUGGUUACGCUGAUAGAGACAGCGCAUACGCUCGAGGAUCCAGUUACGUUCAGCGUGUUCAAUAUCCUUUUCGAGAUCGUGUCGGGCUACACCAAUAUUGGCAUCUCCAUCGGCCUACCAGACCAAGCGUACAGCAUGACCGGAGGUAUGUACACGGGGAGCAAGAUCAUCAUGAUCUUGGUGAUGCUGCGUGGUAGGCACAGAGGCUUGCCUGUCGCGCUGGACCGCGCGGUCAAGCUGCCAGCCAAGCAGCUCGAGGAACUCGAGGACGAUGACGCCGAGAUCAGGAGUAAUCUGUCCGGCGGUGUUGGCGAGGGGAUUAUGGGAUUAUUUGGGCAUUGAAAGCAUCAAGACUAGUGGCUCCACUGCUUUGACACGGCGUUUCAGCAAGCGUGCUUUUGCGUUGACUAAUAAGCGAGCGUUUCCUUUGUCCUUCUUUUGUCCUUCCGGUCCUCUCUCAUUGUCAUGAGAACCUCUAGUUCCCUCCGUCAACUUCAAAUUGCGGCAAGGACGAUUUUUGUUUCGUUCCCUCGUCGUCAUUUCAAAAUUUCUUUGUUUAGGUUUGCCACAGUCAACCAGCGAGUUAAAGGGUCCCAGCGCGGCGUUCACAGGUACAUAGAUCAGUUAGAGAAGGGUAUUUCAAUAGGCAAAAACGAACACAUAGGCCAUCA